Cercopithifilaria johnstoni is the source of this 1174-nucleotide messenger RNA. The record is from the annotation of a GenBank genome assembly. Lineage: Eukaryota; Metazoa; Nematoda; Chromadorea; Rhabditida; Onchocercidae.
ACCAUUUGAAUGGAAUGAUGAAGAUAGCGAAUGGUCACAAGGGAUGUACUCACGUGUGAUGAAGCUGAAAAUGAACGAUCCAGCACUGAAAAUCCUUCUUUCCUAUGGCGGUUACAAUUUCGGAUCAGCAAUCUUCACUUCAAUAGCAAGAUCGGAGGAUAAACGGAAAUAUUUCAUUCAAUCAGCUAUAGAGUUUCUCCGCAAGCAUAAAUUUGAUGGAUUCGAUUUUGACUGGGAAUAUCCAACCGAUGUGGCCGAGGAACAUGCCAAACUUGUUGCGGAAAUGAAAGCAGCAUUUGUGGAAGAAGCCAAGAAAUCUGGCAAGCAACGAUUGCUUCUUACUGCCGCUGUAGCAGCCGGGAAAGCGACUAUUGAUCAAAGCUACAAUAUUCAGUCACUUGGAAAAAGUUUCGAUCUUCUAUUUCUGAUGUCGUAUGAUUUACAUGGCACUUGGGAGAAGAAUGUCAACUUGCACGGGAAAUUAUAUCCAACAGGUGGAGAAAAUUCCGGAACUGACGACUUGAAUACCGAAUUUGCAGCAAAUUAUUGGGCAAGUAAGGGUAUGCCGAAGCAGAAAAUUAUCAUUGGGAUCCCGACUUAUAGCCGGGGAUGGACAUUAGACAAUCCUUCAGAAACAGCAAUUGGGGCAGGAGGUAAUCAUCCAUCGUCACCAUCGAUGACAAAUCCCGCUGGCGGUACUGCAGCUUAUUGGGAGAUAUGCAAAUAUUUGAAAGAAGGUGGCAAAGAAAUAGUCGAUAAAAAAAGUGUUGGAGCGUAUAUGGUAAAAGGAAAUCAGUGGCACGGUUAUGAUAAUGUGGAAACUAUCAAAAUUAAAAUGAAAUGGCUCAAAAAAAAAGGUUAUGGCGGUGCUUUUAUAUGGACUCUUGAUUACGAUGAUUUCAAGGGUACAAGUUGUGGCAAAGGUCCAUAUCCGUUAAUGAAUGCUAUCAAUAGUGAGCUUGGAAGUGGCUCCAUACCUACGGUGAAGAAUUUAUUACCAUUUCAUUAUGAUUUGUUGCAUGUCAGAAAGUAUCGUUUAUCUAGACCGGAACUUAGAAAAUUGAAAUUUAAUUUGUAUGAUAUUGUAAAAUUCAUAGCAGAAUACUAUAUAUCAUAUAUUAUUGCAAAUGGAAUUGCCAAUUUUUUAGAUUUUCAUUCUGUCCCAAUAUCCUGA